Juglans regia (Persian walnut) is the source of this 1041-nucleotide messenger RNA. Its product is annotated as ankyrin repeat-containing protein NPR4-like. Lineage: Eukaryota; Viridiplantae; Streptophyta; Magnoliopsida; Fagales; Juglandaceae. The transcript has 3 exons. The coding region runs from base 1 to 1041 and encodes 346 amino acids. The record is from RefSeq and is a predicted model, not a curated record.
AUGAAAAAGAUCCAUGUCCAAUCCGAUGCACUUCUUUCUCAAAUGUGUAAAGUGAUAUCAGAAUCAAGAACUCAACAACUUAUGGAUGGUCUAGUUUAUACUGCCAUUAGCCGUGCAGCCAAGAAUGGGAUUUUCGAGUUUGUUUCUAAGAUGCUUGAAAUGGAUCAGCGAUUUUUAUGGACCACAGAUAGAAAUCAAAGGAACAUAUUUAUGCUUGCCGUCUUGCAUCGUCAAGAAAAAAUCUUUAACAUUCUAUACGGGCUGGAUAGGAAGAUCAUGAACUACUCAUUGACAUCUAAAGUAGAUGUCAAUGAAAAUAAUAUAUUACAUAUGGCAGGGAUGAUAGAAGAUUCCACUUGGGUUAAUAAAAUCCCAGGGGCAGCUUUACAAAUGCAAAGAGAGUUACAAUGGUUCAAGGAGGUAGAGGGAAUUGUCCAUCCCAAGGCUAAGGAAAGUACCAACAAUGAUGGUUUAACUCCCCGACAAUUGUUUACAAAGAACCACAAGAACUUGAUGGAAAAGGGAGAGAAAUGGAUGAAGGGUACAGCAACGUCAUGCACUGUGGUGGGUGCUCUGAUUGCUACCAUUAUGUUCGCUGCAGCCUUUACUGUUCCGGGUGGCAACGAUCAAACUACAGGCUUUCCAAUAUUCUUAAAGAAAAAAUUGUUUAUGCUCUUUAUAAUAUGUGAUGCAUUGUCCCUUUUUUCUUCCUCAACUUCAAUGUUGAUGUUUUUGGGAAUCCUCACAUCAACUUAUGCAGAAGAAGAUUUUCUCGAGUAUUUGCCGAGGCAGAUGAUAAUAGGCCUUUUCACUCUCUUUUGCUCUAUUGCAACCAUGAUGAUAGCCUUUUCUACUGCUCUUAUAAUCAUGUUACAUGACCAAUAUUCUUGGAUUUUGAUUCCUAUCAUUUCUUUGGCUUGUGUCUCAGUCACCCCUUUCAUAUUGAUGCAGUUCCCCCUUCUUAAAAAUAUGGUCUUUUCAACCUAUGGACUAGGCAUCUUCGACAGGAAAAAGAAAAGGUUUAUCAUGUACAUAUUGUGA